Molecule: messenger RNA, 1005 nt
Organism: Aspergillus affinis
Lineage: Eukaryota; Fungi; Ascomycota; Eurotiomycetes; Eurotiales; Aspergillaceae
Product: alpha/beta hydrolase
Exons: 3
Coding region: 1-1005 (334 amino acids)
Molecular function (GO): catalytic activity
Source: RefSeq, a predicted model, not a curated record
AUGACGUCAAUAACCUCUCCCUCGCAUUCCAAAUCCCUCACGCUCUCAACCUCCCAUACAUAUACCUAUAUCCAUCAUCCCCCAAGGAACCCUUCCCACCCAACAACCACUUUCCUCUUCCUCCACGGCUUCCCCUCCUCCAGUUACGACUGGCGUCACCAAAUUGCCUUCUUCAUCUCACAAGGCCAUGGCGUCCUUGCCCCCGAUCUUCUCGGCUACGGCGGUUCCAGCAAGCCCGUCUCGCUCGACGCCUACCGUGCCCGCUCCAUGGCCGCCGAGAUCGUCGAGAUCCUGGACCACGAGGGCCUCGAUCAAGUACAUGCCGUGGGCCACGAUAUGGGCUGUGGCUUACUUUCACGUUUAGCGGAUUACUAUCCCACGAGGUUGAAGUCGUGCGUGUUUCUGGAUGUGCCGUAUACGAACCCCGGGGCGAGAUUCGAUUUGGAUAUGGUGAAUGCCAUGUCGAGGGAGGUGCUGGGGUAUGAGAGGUUUGGGUAUUUGAGCUUUUUUGCGAGGAAGGAAUCUGCGGGGUUAUUGGAUCGGUUUGGAGAGUCCUUCUUCACGCUUUUCUACCCCCAUGAUCCAGAACUGUGGAUUUCGCAUCUUGGUCCGACGGGGGCCAUGGAGGCGUGGUUGUGUGGUGAUUCACGGGCCCCGUUGGCUUCGUGGAUUACUGAAGAGGAAAAAACCACACAUCACCAGAUAAUGCAAGAUAAUCACAGCUUCGCUCUCAACUGGUAUCAAGCCCUAGUGAGCAAUAUCAAUGUAGAAGACGAACUGCGUGCCGGGCUGGAACCUACUCUCGAGAUGCCGGUGCUCAUGAUCAGUCCGCAGCGUAGUAGACUGGAGUUUCCGGGCGUGGAGGAAAGUAUGGGCUUGGUUGCGCGGGAUUUGACGUUCAAGCGCGUUUCGAAGAAGGGGCAUUGGCUGCAGUUGGAGGCGAGGGAUGAAGUAAAUGGGAUUUUGGGGGAGUUUGUCAACAGGGUGGAUGGCGUUGAGGGUUAG